AUGGUCUCUUCAUUUUCGGGGCCCUGGGCUAUGAUUGGUGAUUUCAAUUGCAUCAAGAGGGUGAAAGAGAAAUGUGGUGGUAGGUUAGUGGCUGAGAGCUCAGUGAAUUGUCUUAGAGAUGUUAUGUUGAAUACGGGUGCUAUUGACCUUGGAUUUAUUGGGCCUUCGUUCACAUGGUCUAAUAGAAGGGAAGGUUUGGCCAAUAUAAAAGAGAGAUUGGACCAAUGUUUGUGUGAUCAAGAGUGGCAAAACUUAUUCCCCAAGGCUGGGGUUAGACACCUGUGCAACUCCAACUCGGAUCAUAAUCCGAUAAUGCUUGAUACUCAUUUAGAUUCUGGGAAGUGGCCUCGACCAUUUCGUUUUGAAGCUAUGUGGACCAAGGAGGAGGGUAGCAGACAGGUGGUGGAAGCGGUUCCUUCAAGAGAGAAUCUGAAUACUGAGGCUUCUCUAAAUUUAGAACUUGAUGAUUGGCUCACAAGAGAAGACCUGCGGUUACAGCAGAGUUCUAGAGAACUGUGGGUUAAAGAGGGGGAUCGUAAUUCUAGAUUUUUCCAUCUCUCAACCAUCAUCAGAAGGCGUAGGAAUUGCAUUUCAGAGAUAAAGUUGAAUGAUGGGUCGUGGAUUAGAGACCGGGAGGAUAUCCAGAGAUAUUUUUUGGAUAAUUUCUCCACUCUAUACAAUUCUUGUCAACCCCAAUCCCCUAUGAAUCUUGAGAAUCUCAUUCAACCGUGUGUUUCUGAUUAA
Molecule: messenger RNA, 744 nt
Organism: Quercus lobata
Lineage: Eukaryota; Viridiplantae; Streptophyta; Magnoliopsida; Fagales; Fagaceae
Exons: 2
Coding region: 1-744 (247 amino acids)
Source: RefSeq, a predicted model, not a curated record